AUGGACAAACUUGCCUUACUUGGAUUCAAGUCCCAAAUAACUGAUGAUCUAUCAGGAGUUUCAUCUCUUGGCCAUUUGAAUCUCAAAGGGCUGAGGCUGGCAGGUAGGAUCUCAGGUCAUCUUGGAAACCUUUCUUUGCAGAAAAUGCCUUCCUCAACAACUAAGCAGGCUGUCAAGGCUUCAAACCAGAAUUUGAGUUCUAUUGGAAAUCUUACAUCUUUCGAGGAUUUAUCGUACAACAAUCUAGAGGGAAAAGUGCCAGCUUUUUUAGCUCGAUUGACCAAGUUGAGGCUUCUUGGAUUUUGUGGGAGGAUUGUCAAGUUCAGGAGACUAAAGGAUCCAUCCGGCAUCCACACUAAUGUGACUAAAGAAGACCAAGAAAGGGAAUUUUAUUCAGCUGCAUCUGCUGCUUUUCUUGGCAAUGAAACUGAUAAACUUGACUUACUUGGAUUCAAGUCCCAAAUAACUGAGGAUCUAUUCAGAGUUUUUGUCUCUUGGAAUUAUUCUAUUCAUUUCUGUCAGUGUACUGAGACACGAAAGAGUCAUUCGUUUGAAUCUCAAAGGGCAGAGGCUGGCAGCCUAACAGGAACUAUACCACAACAACUUUUUGCUCUCUCAUCCCUCACAUAUAUAUAUGCAUCUUAUAACUCUUUGACUGGUACAUCACCAGUAUAUAUUGGUAACUGGGGUCAUCUUACUUAUCUUUAUUUUUCUCAUAACAAUAUAUCGGCGAAGAUUCCACAAACUCUUGGAAAAUGCCUGGCUUUGGGGGAGAUCUAUUUGAAGGGAAACUACCUUCAAGCGACCAUUCCCAAUUUAAAAGAUCUGCCGGAUCUCCAAUCCGUGGAUCUUUCCCAACAUAAACUAUCAGGGCCAAUUCCUCACUUCAUUGCAAGUCUUACUUCCUUACUCUUCUUGAACUUAUCUGUCAACAAUCUAGAUGGUGAGGUUCUUGUCACCGGAGUAUUUUCAAAUUUGAGUGCAGAUGGUUUAAACCGGAACUCCUAG
This is a messenger RNA of Solanum lycopersicum (tomato), 1008 nucleotides long. The record is from RefSeq and is a predicted model, not a curated record. NCBI's taxonomy places the organism in Eukaryota, Viridiplantae, Streptophyta, Magnoliopsida, Solanales, Solanaceae.